Molecule: messenger RNA, 1227 nt
Organism: Microthlaspi erraticum
Lineage: Eukaryota; Viridiplantae; Streptophyta; Magnoliopsida; Brassicales; Brassicaceae
Source: the annotation of a GenBank genome assembly
AUGUUUCGUGAUAGUUUCUUGUUUACCCGUACCUUGGGCUGCUUUGGAUGCUUUGGCACUUCUACGAGAGCCAGACAACCGCCAGGCUAUGAAGUUGAUACAUAUCCAAGUGACAGUGAUGUAUCUAGCAGCAAUGGGAGAGGAGAAGAUGAAGAGGAUGAGGAAGAAGUUGAGCAGAAGAGCCGCUCCAAAAGAUCUGAGGAAAUUUUGAAGUAUAGAUUAGAUAAUGGAUUGAUCUGCAGGCAGUUUCCUGUGAAAGAAACUAAUGAGCUUAUCCGUGGAGAGGAUGAAGAUGGUAAAAAGACGAUCAAUGAGUAUGUUCGUGAGUGUAAAAUUGGAUCUGGUAGCUAUGGUAAAGUGGUUUUAUAUCGAAGCACUGUAGAUGGCCAAUAUUAUGCUAUCAAGGCUUUUCACAAGUCGCAAUUGUUGAGACUAAGGGUUGCACCUUCAGAGACUGCUAUGAGUGAUGUCCUUCGUGAGGUUAUGAUUAUGAAGAUUCUGGAGCAUCCUAACAUUGUUAAUCUCAUUGAGGUGAUAGAUGAUCCCGAAACUGAUCAUUUCUACAUGGUUCUUGAAUACGUUGAUGGGAAAUGGGUGUAUGACGGUUCUGGACCGCCCGGUGCGCUCGGAGAGAAAACUGCUAGAAAGUAUUUGCGGGAUAUAGUUACUGGCCUCAUGUACCUUCAUGCUCAUAAUGUAAUUCACGGGGACAUCAAACCCGACAAUCUGCUGGUUACUAGUAGCGGUACAGUGAAGAUAGGAGAUUUCAGUGUCAGCCAAGUAUUCAAGGAUGAUGAUGAUCAACUGCGUCGAUCUCCCGGGACUCCAGUCUUCACUGCUCCAGAAUGUUGUUUAGUAUCAGGCAUAACGUAUAGUGGCAGAGCUGCGGAUACAUGGGCAGUGGGAGUUACUUUGUAUUGUAUGAUCUUGGGACAGUACCCGUUUCUUGCUGAUACUCUUCAGGACACCUACGACAAGAUUGUGAACAACCCUUUGAUAAUCCCGGAUGGAUUGAAUCCUCUACUGAGAGAUUUGAUCGAAGGUCUCCUUUGCAAAAAUCCGAGCGAGAGAAUGACACUGAAGACUGUGUCGGAGCAUCCAUGGGUAAUCGGAGAAGACGGCCAUGUCCCUGAGUAUUUUUGUUGCUGCAAACGCAAUUCUGCCUUGAAGAUUGAGCAAGAAGAAGAAGAAGAAGCUAAUGGGACCUCUGAAAAUCUGAGAUCCUAG